Messenger RNA from Labeo rohita (rohu), 558 nucleotides. It is a transcript of the gene rdh20, whose product is annotated as retinol dehydrogenase 20. Lineage: Eukaryota; Metazoa; Chordata; Actinopteri; Cypriniformes; Cyprinidae. Gene Ontology annotation, cellular component: lipid droplet. Gene Ontology annotation, molecular function: oxidoreductase activity, acting on the CH-OH group of donors, NAD or NADP as acceptor. The record is from RefSeq and is a predicted model, not a curated record.
AUGAUCUUCCUAAUGGAUUUACAGAGGCUUCUGGACGUAGUGUACUUCAUCCUGCGUUCUUGUCUGUGGAUCGUGCUGAGACCACGUACGAAGCCUAUAGACAGCGAGAUGGUGCUAAUAACCGGCUCUGGAGGAGCCCUGGGCCGCCUUUCUGCCCUUGAGUUUUCGAAUCACGGUGCAGAAUUGGUGCUGUGGGACAUCAACGGAGAAACUAAUGAGGAGACAGCCAAGCUGGUGAGGGCGUAAAGGGCCAAGCAAGCGCGUACACGGUGGAUGUGAGUGACAAACCUGUAAGAAGUACACCGCACAGCCGACCAGGUACGGUAGGAGGUGGGAAGAGAUGUGACCUACUUGGUGAAAGUGGCCGGUGAGAGACUCCUGGACUCUGAUGGCAUGGUGGAGGGUGGAGGGACUGUGAAAGUAAACUGCCAUGGCCUGUUUCCAUGGGAAUCCAAUGUGGUGACAUGUUGCUUUCUGGGUUUAGACAAGUGCAUGUACUCGUUCACUGAGACCAUAAGGAAGAACAGAGCAGCCGGUGGUGCCAUAAAAGCUGCUUAA